AUGAAUUUUGAAGAUCAAAAAAUUGACAAACAAAUAGUUAAAAUAUUAAAAGAUAAUAAUAUCAUUUAUAUGACACCUAUACAACAUAAAACAGUACCUUUAAUAUUAAAUGGCCAUGAUAUUUUAGGAAUUUCUAGUACCGGUACCGGUAAAACAUUUUCGUUUUUAGUACCUAUUUUACACAAUUUAUUAAAUACAAAUAAAUCUUUUUACUGCUUAAUAAUUACUCCUACACGAGAAUUGGCACUACAAAUUGAUAAAACUGUUAAGUUAUUUAAAUCACUGGGUGUUAAAAGCCUAGCACUUAUUGGCGGGGAAAAAAUUGAAGAUCAACUUAAUCAACUAAAAACGCAUCCGCACAUUGUCAUUGGUACGCCAGGCCGAUUACAUAAAAUUGGUAAAAAUUUAAAAAUUAAUAGAUUUCGAGUACUUGUAUUGGAUGAAGCAGAUAAAUAUUUUGAAGAUGAUUUUAUUGAAGAAAUGGCUUUUAUAUUAGAAAAUUUAAGAAAAAAAAGACAGACAUUAUUGUUUACAGCUACAAUUACAAAUAAUUUAAAACAGAAGAGUUUGGAAAUUCUUAAGAAUUUUAAAGAAAUUGAUUUAUCAACUAAUGUUAAAGUUGAGAAACUAGACGAAUUUUAUUUUUUUGUAGCAAGAAAGUAUAAAGAAUGUUUUUUGUAUUCACUGCUCAAAAACAAGCAAGAUCUAAAAAUAAUAAUUUUUGUAAAUAUGAAAAUUACAACUUUGAUACUUUCAUCAUUAAUGAAGUCUUUUGGUAUUGAUGUAGAGACGCUUAACGGUGAUCAAGACCAGCAAGCACGUAUAGAGAUUAUAGAUGGAUUUAUAAAAAAUAAAUAUAAUGUACUAAUUACUACAGAUGUGGGAAGUAGAGGACUUGAUGUAUGCGAUGUAGAUUUCGUUAUAAAUUACGAUUUACCGCAGAAUAAUAAAGAUUAUGUGCACCGAGUAGGACGAACAGCUCGUGCGGGAAAGAAAGGCGUGGCGCUAACUUUAGUUACCCAGUAUGAUGUAUCAAUUUUUCAAAAAAUCGAAUAUUUCCUAAAUAGGAAACUUAAUUUAUUUACUUUUAAUGAAAAUUAUCAUCAAUUUGAAGAAAUUAUUGAUACAAAAUUGCUUAAAGUUAAGGAAGAAGUUAAAUUAAAUAAAACUGAGAAAAAAAAAUUUAGACCAAAAAAGUAUAAAAAAAAUUAA
This is a messenger RNA of Vairimorpha ceranae, 1212 nucleotides long. Its product is annotated as atp-dependent rrna helicase. The record is from RefSeq and is a predicted model, not a curated record. Gene Ontology annotation, molecular function: nucleic acid binding; ATP binding. Bases 1 to 1212 code for a protein of 403 amino acids. Lineage: Eukaryota; Fungi; Microsporidia; Nosematidae. The transcript has a single exon.